Cataglyphis hispanica is the source of this 1738-nucleotide messenger RNA. Its product is annotated as major royal jelly protein 1-like. Gene Ontology annotation, cellular component: extracellular region. Bases 103 to 1695 code for a protein of 530 amino acids. The transcript has 7 exons. Lineage: Eukaryota; Metazoa; Arthropoda; Insecta; Hymenoptera; Formicidae. The record is from RefSeq and is a predicted model, not a curated record.
CUUGUGUGAUACAUAUGUGUCGUGUAUAGCUACAUUAUAUAUGAAAUAUUAAUAUAUAUAAUAAACUUUAUUAUAAUAGUGACUUUAAUUGCUACAAUAAAAAUGAAGCAUCUUUUAUUUGUCAUAUUACUUGUGUCAAUGGCAAUUAUGAGUUUUGCCGCAAACCUGAAACCUAUAAGCGAAUGGAGUUAUCUUGAUUAUGAAUGGGACAGUCCGCUAAAGAAACAGGAAGCAAUGGAUUCUGGCAAUUAUAGCCCAAGCUCAGGUGCUUUAUAUGACGUAGACAUGGCACCAGAUGGUAGAAUGUUCGUUACUGCGGUAAGAAAGAAGGGUGUACCAGCUAGCUUAAUGACAGUAACUGAUAAAAUGGGAGAGGGCGGUCCCCUUCUGCGUCCAUAUCCAGAUUGGUCUUGGUAUAAAAAUGACGAUAAGAAUAUGGAUAAAUGCAAAGGCAUUACUGGCGUUUAUGGAAUAUAUAUUAAAGAGAAUUAUCUUUUUGCCUUGGAUUCUGGCAAAAUCGGGGAUGAACAAGUCUGUGACGCACAACUAUUAGUCUUUGAUUUAUCUACUAAUUAUCUAGUUAAACGUCUUAUUAUUCCAUAUGAUGUCGCUAAUAACAAAAAUGGCACUGGAUUGUUGACGACAGUUACUGUUUUCGUCCCUCAUUGUAAAGAUAUAGAUACUGCAACUGUAUUAAUGGCUGAUACAACAGGUUAUGGUUUAGUGGUAUUCGACAUGCAAACGUCAACGUUCUGUAGGAUAGAAUCCGAUUUCAUGAAACCAACUGAUACCACUUUCGAUGUAGAAAAUAAUAUUCUCUCGGACGAUGGUAUUUCCGGAAUGACAAUCGAUGAUGAAAAAUUAUAUUACGCCGUUUUGUUGGGGAAUGAGAUAUAUAAGAUGAAAAUUCCGCAGCAAUCAGAAUGUUUGUUAAGUGAAAGUGAAGUUGAUAACAAAACAGAACUAGCAGGUAUAUUGUCAGAUCAGACAGGACCAAUUGCAUCCAAAGAUCAUGUAAUAUUUUAUAGCAACAUCCCGGAAACAUCCAUAAUGUGUGCGGACACUUGUAAAGAAAUUAAUUCUAACAACUCGGAGGUCAUCGCGCAAGAUUCCGAAAAACUGCAAUUUCCAACUGGAAUGAAAGUUGUCUUUGAAAAACUAAUAAUGUUGACAAAGAGGCAGAACAUUGAUGGUACAUUAGAGCCAAACGAGAUAAAUUUCCGCGUUCUUUCUAUGGAUAUAGAGGAAAUACGAUACGAGACACAAUGUUUUAAUUCUUGCGGUGAAGAAGAAAAACAUAUGAAAUGCCCUAAACCUCCACAUAAGAAUGGAUCUAAAGAUGGACAUCCAAAAAAUCAUAAGGGUAAAUCUAGACAUGGAUCUUCAAAAAAUCAUAAGGGUAAAUCUGGACAUGGACCUUUAAAAAAUCAUGAGGGCAAAUUUGGAGGUGAACCUUCAAAAAAACAUAAGAGUACAUCUAAAGAUAAAUCUCUAAAAAAUCAUAAGGAUAAAUUUGAUGAAUUUGAUGAUCUGAAAUCUGAUAAAUCUGAUGGUAAAUCUGUUGAAUCUGAUGAAUCUGAUGAUAAAUCUGUUGAAUCUGAUGGUAAAUCUGUUGAAUCUGAUGAUGAACCUUUAAAAAACCGUAUACAUGGACUUAAAAAUAUAUUCCCAAUACCCAGCAAGAAACAAGAAUAAUAAUUCUAUUAAAUAUAUUAAAAAUUAUUUAAAAAUUAAGAAA